Molecule: messenger RNA, 909 nt
Organism: Penicillium angulare
Lineage: Eukaryota; Fungi; Ascomycota; Eurotiomycetes; Eurotiales; Aspergillaceae
Exons: 4
Coding region: 1-909 (302 amino acids)
Source: RefSeq, a predicted model, not a curated record
AUGGAUUUUGAUCAACCCCAGCAAGAGCGACCUGAGACUUGUUUCUUCCCUGAAAGCCCCAGUUGGGCAACCAUAGCAGAGGCUUCGAGGAGCAAAACGUCCAAGAAGCACGCAGAAGACUCUGGACUGACGCCUGCCGUGGUAACAACUUCGAAACGACGACGACCGAAUACAUUACUGCGCCGAGAGGGUGCGAGUACUGGAAUUCAACUGCAGGACAGUGAUCCCUGGGAUGAUUUCGAAAAAGGCAUUGAGAUCUUUCCUGCACGACACGUAUAUCUCGCUCGAGACCAUGGAAACAAAGCACGGCUCGUUCACAUUCAGCACCUAGCCGCAGGAGUCGCGGGAUCUUUGCUGGGAAACAUUAAUCGCCAUUCGCACCGAAGCUUUCUGCGUCUUCUCCAGUGUUACCAGUAUGGGAGCUCGUCUUUCUUGGUAUGGGAACCGGUCGAGCUGUCUCUAUCGCAGGUCCUUGGCUCUAAGUACUCCAUCCGUGAGGCUGAAAUGGUCUCCAUCAUCUGGCCGAUCCUCACUGGCAUACGCUACUUACGUGACGGCCAAUACGCACUUGCCUCACUGGCCAGCGAUACAAUUUUCCUCACGGAGAGCGGCGACGUGAGAGUUGCGGGAGUGGAACACAGCUGUGAAAUCUGCGCAGCAGAUAUGAACAAGGUUACCAUGAAACUGCUUGCCCUAUCGGAUAUUGUCAAAGAACUCCGGAAGAAGAUGAAUCCUCUGCACCCGUGGAGGACACAGGCUCAGGGAUUGCCUGAAAAAUUAAUGGAUGUGUCCUUGGAUGACCUGUUGCGAGACGAUAUAUUUAGGCAGAUGAAAGGCGGAGAUUUGAAGAUGCUGGUUAAUAUUGCAAGUAAAACCGGCCAUUAUAAUAUCCGGUUUCCUCAAUCAUGA